This is a messenger RNA of Temnothorax curvispinosus, 1587 nucleotides long. Its product is annotated as sperm flagellar protein 1-like. The transcript has 4 exons. Gene Ontology annotation, biological process: regulation of cytoskeleton organization. The record is from RefSeq and is a predicted model, not a curated record. Bases 321 to 1232 code for a protein of 303 amino acids. Gene Ontology annotation, molecular function: microtubule binding. Gene Ontology annotation, cellular component: axoneme. NCBI's taxonomy places the organism in Eukaryota, Metazoa, Arthropoda, Insecta, Hymenoptera, Formicidae.
UAUAGCGUUCAUCUCAAAGUUUGACAUAUUCUUAAAAGAUACUCUCUUUUCUUUACUUCAUCGACUAUCUUCGGAAUUAAUUUGAAAUAGAGGAAAAUCGCGCACUCGAUUGUCGACGUAUCGUGUCAUUUCGACGAAGCGAGGACCGAUUUCGCUGAUUCCGCUUUGCUCUGCGUCGCGAGAGGGAAACCGCGGGAUGACAGCAUGACCCAGGACCCAGAGUUUCCUCGUCGAUUGUUUACGCGAUACAUCAAAACGUGGCGAAUUAGCGAAUAUACGAGUAUGAAUUGACCCGGACCGAUCGAUAAGAGGAAAGAAAGAUGAUCGGCGACACGGCGCAGAUCGACAGGGAGCUCGUUGAAUGGAUCGAUGGCAUCCCGUUUUCGAAACCCGCGAGAAACUUGACGAGAGAUUUCUCGGAUGCCGUUCUCACGGCGGAGGUCCUCAAGUUAUAUUAUCCCCGGCACGUGGAGCUUCACAAUUAUGUUCCGGCAAAUAGUGUAAACACAAAGAGGGAGAACUGGAAAAUGUUGAAUCGAAAGGUGCUCAUGAAACUUGACAUGAAAUUGAGCAGCGAUACGAUCUAUCAAUUGGCAAAUGGGUCGCAACGUGCAAUCGAGAAACUCUUGACCAAGUUGAGAAUGAAAGUUCUGAAGGACGGUGUUGAAAUGCACAAGUUGAAGCUCAAAGAUGUAGAAGAAGAGAAGAUUGGAGAUGGCUCGCCGGAGAACGAUGGUUACCUAAAAUUGCCAGUAGAAAGUUCAAACAAGUUUGAUGUCGAUAACGAAAUUCGUGAAAUUAAGCCGUCUAAAUUUACGUGUCUCAAACGAGGAAUCCUCGUUGUCUUCAGUUGGAUUAUGUGUCUCUUCCGUAUAUGGAACAUCUUCAGCUGUUGCAUACCUUCUCGUUUUCGCAGGCCAGGCGACGCGCUCGUAAACGUCACAACGGAGCGAAUUGAAGAUGCAAACGGCGAAAAUGUGCAACGUACGAUUUAUUCGGAGUUGAAGAAGGACCUACGCGAAAAGGAAGAAGUGAUAAGCACUUUAAACCACAAAAUCGCGUAUCUGGAGAGUUCAAUGAAACUCAAGGAUCUGCGCAUCUCCAGUCUGGCGGGACAGAUUUUGCAAAACGCUGUCGAAAUGGAUCAGUCGGCGAAGUCGCAAUCAAUCGACGGCGUACGCGCCAAAUUACGUUCGCGAUCGCACAAUUUUCAUGAAACUAAAGCGAAUUAGAAAUCCGUAGUAAUGCAAAGUUGCAAGCUUAACUGUGAAAUAAGAAAUAAAAAAUUAUUGAGAUUUACUGUUUUAAUUAUUUAUUAUAUUGCAUGUAACAUAUGUAAUAGAGGCUUAUUCUCUUUAACACAUUAUGACUUACAGUCUUCUUUUAGCUCAAAUUAGGCCAUGUAGAAAUUAAAAAGUCGAAUUUCACUCGUAUAAUUUAACUUGUUUGUUGAACAUAGUCGCUUUCUAUAAGAUAAACCAUGGCUCAGUUAAUCAAAGCUUCUGUUUUUUAAUGGAACAUAAUUAAGUAUCAUAUCGUAAUUCUUUGCCGUGUAUCGACAAUUGUUUUGUUUCGACUUAAUAGUUU